UGAGGCUGACCCAUAUAAAUAACAGCAUGCUGAGCUGCAGAUUAUAGUAAGAGCUGCUGCUGCACUUUGCUGACCUGUGAGAGCCGAAUCAACCAUGUCACCCCAGGCAGAUUUUGACAAAGCAGCGGAGGAGGUCAAGAAAAUGAAAACAAAACCAAGUGAUGAUGAUCUGAAGGAACUGUACGGCCUCUACAAGCAGUCCACUGUUGGGAACAUAAAUAUAGAGUGUCCUGGCAUGCUAGAUCUGAAGGGCAAGGCCAAGUGGGAAGCAUGGAACCUAAAGAAAGGCUUGUCUAAGGAAGAAGCGAUGAGCGCCUAUGUUGCUAAAGCCCAUGAGCUGAUAGAAAAAUAUGGCCUGUAACAAGGUCACAUGAUCUCCUAGCGCCUUCACACAGCGGCAACCUAACUGUAAUGGACAAACGGGGAGAAAACCAUAAUAACACUCCUAUACCAGCUCUUGGCUCACAUGAUGUUUUCAGGUAUAAUUAACAACCUAGGAUCCUCCAGUCACAGAUGAACCUUGCUUUGGUCUGUACUCCUUUCUGCACUGACUUAUUAAAACGCUUUUACAAAAUGA
Rana temporaria (common frog) is the source of this 577-nucleotide messenger RNA. RefSeq names its product acyl-CoA binding domain containing 7 (gene ACBD7). Gene Ontology annotation, molecular function: fatty-acyl-CoA binding. Gene Ontology annotation, biological process: fatty acid metabolic process. The transcript has 4 exons. NCBI's taxonomy places the organism in Eukaryota, Metazoa, Chordata, Amphibia, Anura, Ranidae. Bases 95 to 361 code for a protein of 88 amino acids. The record is from RefSeq and is a predicted model, not a curated record.